Achroia grisella is the source of this 1578-nucleotide messenger RNA. RefSeq names its product membrane-bound alkaline phosphatase-like. Gene Ontology annotation, biological process: dephosphorylation. The record is from RefSeq and is a predicted model, not a curated record. Gene Ontology annotation, molecular function: alkaline phosphatase activity. Lineage: Eukaryota; Metazoa; Arthropoda; Insecta; Lepidoptera; Pyralidae. The transcript has 5 exons. The coding region runs from base 1 to 1578 and encodes 525 amino acids.
AUGCUGUUCUCACCGUUGGGAUUGCUCGGAAUGGUGACGGUGGUGGCGCUGGCCGCCGGCACGCAGCAUCCGGACCUACCACCUCUGUCACCGCUCCAAAUGACCGCCAGAAAUGCGGAAGAGCUCUCUGCCAAGUACUGGGUGGAGGAGGCUCAGGCUGGACUCAAGUCCCGUCUACGACAAAAGAACAUCGAGGCCAAGGCGCGCAACGUGGUCAUGUUCCUGGGCGACGGCAUGUCCGUGCCCACGCUGGCCGCCGCGCGCACGCUGCUCGGACAGAGAGCCGGACAUACGGGCGAGGAAUCGCACUUGUCCUUCGAGGAGUUCCCAUCUGUUGGCCUAUCAAAGACGUAUUGUGUGGACCAUCAAAUAGCGGACUCCGCGUGCACGGCCACCGCGUACUUGUGCGGCGUGAAGAACAACUACGGCACCAUCGGAGUUUCAGCGGCGGUCCGGCGGCGGGACUGCGCCGCGUCGCUCGAGGAGGCCAACCAGGUCGCCUCCAUCGCAGAGUGGGCGCUGCAGGACGGCCGCGACGUCGGCAUAGUGUCGACGGCUCGUAUCACGCACGCGUCCCCGGCCGGCGCGUACGCCAAGGUGGCCGAUAGAAAUUGGGAGAAUGACAAUAGCGUCGUGGAAAAUGGACAGGAUCCGUUAGUGUGUCGCGACAUUGCACACCAGCUCGUACACAUGUAUCCUGGAAAUCAAUUUAAGGUAAUUUUGGGAGGUGGAAGACGUGAAUUUCUGCCAAAUACUACUCGUGACGAAGAAAAUACCAGAGGCAGAAGAACGGACGGGCGAAAUCUCAUCGACGAAUGGCAAGAAGUUAGGGCAUCACAAAAUGUUAGCUACAACUACGUAUGGAACAGAGAACAACUAUUGAAUAUUUCAGAAUCACUUCCGGAAUAUCUUUUGGGGCUGUUCGAAGGCUCCCACAUGGAAUACCACUUAGAGGCAGAUACGACUACGGAGCCGACGCUCACCGAGCUCACUGAAAUCGCAAUACGAUCUCUUAGUCGUAACGAGAAUGGUUUCUUUUUGUUCGUGGAGAGCGGGCGCAUCGACCACGGCCACCACAGCAACUACGCGCACCUGGCGCUCGACGAGACCAUCCACCUGCACGCGGCGGUGCAGCGCGCCACCGAGCUGCUGCCCGAGGAGGACUCUCUCGUGGUGGUGACCUCUGACCACUCUCACGUCAUGGCCAUUAACGGCUACACACCUCGUGGGAGCAGUAUUCUCGGCCGCUCCAAUUCACGGGGUGACGAUGGUGUACCAUACAUGACCAUCUCAUACACAAACGGCCCCGGGGCACGGGCCUACGUCGAUGGAGAUCGUUAUGAUGUCACAGGGGACAGUAACUUUGGUGAGUUGCGGUGGCGGAGUCACGCGGAGGUGCCGCGCAGCAGCGAGACGCACUCCGCCGACGACGUGGCGGUGUUCGCCCGCGGGCCGCACCACGCGCUCUUCUCCGGCGUGUACGAGCAGAGCCGCGUCCCGCACCUGAUGGCGUACGCGGCCUGCAUCGGGCCCGGCCUGCGCUACUGCGACGCACCCGCCCCUGUUAACACUCCCUAG